AUGAAGAUAACCGGGCUUAUUUGCCUCGUGAGCUUUUCACUCGUCGGAUUGGUAACAUGCCAGCGGAUUAGAUGUGGCGCCAAUGGGACAUACGACUAUGUCGUAGUUGGUGGGGGUAAUGCCGGGAGCGUUGUUGGCACUCGUUUAGCGGAAGCUGGAUUUAGUGUGUUGAUCCUGGAAGCUGGAGGAAACUACCAAACCUAUUUACCCGCGUUGGAAGUCCCCAUCAAUCUGGGCCUCGCGGGUGGAACAGGGAUCGAGGGAAUUGAUAAGAACGUUGACUGGGGCUUUGUGACGCAGCCUCAACCUGGCACAAAUAAUCGCGAACUUCACUAUGCUCGGGGCAAGUGCUUAGGGGGAUCGACCGCAUUGAAUGGCCUAAUCUAUCAGAGGGGAACCAAGGAGUCGUACAAAAGAUGGGCCGAUAUGGUUCAUGACUUCAGCUUCGAGUGGGACAAUAUACUUCAUUACUUCGAGCGCAGCGUUCGUUUUACACCACCGAAUCAAUCCAAGCGCCUUCAAAAUGCGACCACCUCGUUCAAUGAUCAAGUGUUUGCGAAAGACUCUAGUCCGUCAUUGAUCGAUGUGUCAUAUCUUAACUUCGUGGCACCAUUCUCCACUUGGUUUAUCAAGGCCAUGCAAGCAGCAGGGAUUAAAGAGAUCCAAGACUUUAAUAGUGGUCAGCUUUUGGGGACUCAAUAUUUGAGCUCAACCGUUUCUCCCAGUACUGAGCAACGAAGUAGUGCCGACUUCAUUCUUGCGGGCGCGCAAACCAGCACACUCAAAAUCUGCGCCCAUACUAUGGCCCAACAAGUGUUGUUCGACGAUGCCAAAAACGCAAUUGGUGUGCAAGCUGAAUACAAAAAUCUCUCAUUUACUGCAAUUGCAAGAAAAGAGAUUAUUGUCUCUGCCGGUGCUUUUCAAUCUCCGCAGCUAUUGAUGAUAUCUGGCAUUGGGCCGAAAGACACCCUGGACUCUAUGCUGAUUCCCAUUGUUGCCGAGUCUCCUGGAGUUGGGCAAAACCUGUGGGAUCACAUUUUCUUUAGCGUCUCGUACCCGGUCUCAGUAGACACAUUCACUCGAUAUUUUACGGAUCUCGAAUACCAAACAAAUCAGACUUUACAGUAUCUGGCCACCCAAGCCGGCGCUCUCUCCGGAGGUCUCGACCUCAUUGGUUGGGAAAAAGUACCCAGGAAGUAUCGAUCUGAUUUUCCUCAAUCAACACUUGAUGAUUUGGCACAGUUCCCAGCUGACUGGCCGGAGGUUGAGUUGCUUUCGGGAAACUUUUUCAUCAGUAAUUACAGCAAUGUGGCCUCCCAACAACCUAAGGAUGGACGCCAAUAUGCAUCAAUCUUGGGAGCGCUGGUGGCUCCCACAUCCCGCGGAAACAUCAGCAUACUCUCGUCUAGUAUUUAUGACCAGCCCAAGAUCCAUCCCAACUGGCUAGCCACUGAGACGGACCAACAAGUCGCAGUGGCAGCUUUCAAGCGGAUCCGGGAUAUGUGGCAGAAAGAUCCCCUUCGGGAAAUCGUUGCGGGAAAUGAAGCCUAUCCUGGAGCAGAAGUAGUUUCUGACGAGCAGAUUCUCAAUGCAAUUCGAGAGUCAGUUGUUCCGGUCUGGCAUGCGUCGGGCACUUGUAAGAUGGGCUCACAUGAUGACGCCCUGGCUGUUCUGGAUAGCCAGAGUCGCGUUCGUGGUGUCAAUCGGCUUAGGGUUGUGGAUGCUAGUGCAUUCCCAUUGUUGCCACCCGGGCAUCCUCAGAGCACUGUUUAUAUGCUGGCAGAGAAAAUUGCGGACAAUAUUCUAGCAGGCAUAUAA
Molecule: messenger RNA, 1818 nt
Organism: Penicillium soppii
Lineage: Eukaryota; Fungi; Ascomycota; Eurotiomycetes; Eurotiales; Aspergillaceae
Product: GMC family oxidoreductase
Exons: 5
Coding region: 1-1818 (605 amino acids)
Biological process (GO): secondary metabolite biosynthetic process
Molecular function (GO): oxidoreductase activity, acting on CH-OH group of donors; flavin adenine dinucleotide binding
Source: RefSeq, a predicted model, not a curated record